This is a messenger RNA of Phytophthora nicotianae INRA-310, 6681 nucleotides long. RefSeq lists its product as hypothetical. The transcript has a single exon. The coding region runs from base 520 to 5301 and encodes 1593 amino acids. Lineage: Eukaryota; Oomycota; Peronosporomycetes; Peronosporales; Peronosporaceae. Gene Ontology annotation, molecular function: ATP binding; ATP-dependent chromatin remodeler activity. The record is from RefSeq and is a predicted model, not a curated record.
UAAAAAUCUGAUACCAUCAUUCAAUAAAAGGAUGCCUCGACGUAAGUCAACUCCGUCGAAGAGGCAGUUGACCUCGCCGCCACGGAGCGUCUCCAAGCGAUCGAAGCGAGGGGGCAACGCCCCGCCUUCCAGCGACAGCGCACUGAGCCUUUGCAUCUGUCAAGCGUCGUAACUGCUGGCGGCUGGGUCAAAGAUGACGUACUGGGGCUCGAAAUUCCGGUAGAUUCCACCAUCUCGCCUGUUCUAACGACAUUAUGCAGCGACAACGCCCCUGAAUUGCAAAUCGAUCUGACACUUCUAGAGAAUGACCAAGUGAAGCUGCAGGUCAAAGGACAAGCAGAUGCAGACUCCCACUUGUCGUUAGCUGAGCUCUUUCCGGACACAUACGAGGCGUGGAAACCCCACAUCGUUACGUUGGCAGAAGGCGGACUACUGAGUCUCCAUAUCAAUGCCAAGAGUGAGGUAGAGAAAGAUCAAUGGAGCUUCAGCUUUGUUGUAAGUGUGGCGUGGCGCAAAUACAUGGAGAGCUGCUUUCCAAACAGUUUGGGUCCGAUGGUAGCAGUACCCCGAGCGAAUCCGAUGCGUCCCAUGCAUCGCGUGAUGAUUUGGCUGCUGAAAAAGACGCACGAUGCGCAGAGUCAAUUGGCUGACGUUGAUAUGACGUGCAGAUGUCGAUACUGGAAGGAGAUUGAAGUGCUGUACGAUCGUUUUGUGGGGAAUAAUACCGCAGUAUCCGCACAAUUUAAAAGUCAGACGUUUGCUAUGCCUGAAAUUUAUGCCCGAAUUGACGUAACUGAGCAGUUAAAUCGCGACAUCAGAGACUACGAAACUUUCGAGGCGACUUCGGCUGAUUUGCUUCCCACGCUGCGGAGAUAUCAAAAAGCUGCGGUGUCGUGGAUGCUUUCUAGGGAGAAACCAUCCACGCAACGUAAUCGCUCACUGCCGUUAUGUGUCACGUUUAAUGAAGGAAUGGCAAGGAAGUUGCAGGCGUACGACCCAUUCUGUGCUGCAUUCUACACAACCGCACCAUCAGCCGGCAUGCUUCAGACGCAUCAAGAGCAACUCCGGCCAAUUGGAAUGAAUUUUUCGUUGAUACACGGUGGUAUUCUAGCUGAUGAAAUGGGUCUUGGGAAAACCGUCGAGGUAAUCGCUCUCAUAUUGAGCCAUCGACCAUCUUCGUUAGGACCUCGGCUGCUAUCAACUCACUUAUCUCAGUGUCAAGUAUCUACGACAGAAGGUGAUGAAGAUAGCGAUGUGGUGGCGUGUAUCUGUGGCUCAUCAGAGGAUCAUCCAAUGGGGCUUGUGCAGUGCGAGUUUUGUGAUACUUGGCACCACCAGCUUUGCACUGGAUACAGGGUCAACGAGAGCAAUUCCGGGUCAGACUCUUUUUCCAAUUCGCAUAACCUCUGGGAUUUCGGAACUGACCAAACUGUACACGACGCUACCGCAACCUGGUCAAGCGGUGGAUUCAUGUGUUAUCAAUGCCAGAGCCACGAGAGACCGACUUUUGCGUGCCGCACGACUCUUAUUGUGUCACCAGAGCCGAUUCACGCACAGUGGGAACAUGAAGUUUCUCGUCACGUACGGGCGGGUGCUCUCUCCGUGAUGCGUUACCCAGGUGUUCGCGCCUUAAAGGCUCGAUUGGAGGAUAAGGGGCCCAGUGCUGAAUGGCAAGUGCUAGCGUCACCUGGUCUUGUCCUAUCUCGCUACGAUGUGGUCUUAUCAACGUAUGAGGCAUUGGGUGCAGACCUACGAUAUGUGCCAACAACUGAAGGAAAGGACCGACGAACCAGUACACGAUCCCAGGUCAAACGCUAUGCAUUUGUGGGAUCUCCUCUAGUGGCCUUACGCUUUUGGCGGGUAUGCAUGGAUGAAGCGCAGGUAGGAGUGGAGAAUACACGUUUGCAGGCAGCGCUGACUCUGGCGAGGCUUAGUGCUGAGAACCGAUGGGUAGUCACGGGCACUCCAUUUUCGUCGCGAGUAAGCGAAUUAUUCGGCUACUUGCGCUUCCUGCGUAUUCCACCAUACACUUCAUCGGAAGCAGAGGACUACAGAUCAGGACAAAACCUCCAACUACUGCAGGCAGAACACAACGAACGGGAAGGUUUGGAUUCGGGAUUCUUUCGAGAGGUUGUGGAGCACAAUUUCACUCGCGGUGCUGUGGAGCGUGUUCUCGAUCUGCUUUUAUGGAAUGGUUACGACGAGGCUGGUACCGUUUGUGGGGGUGGAAUACUAUGGCGCACGGGCAAGAAGCACGUGCUGGAUCAGCUGGGUCUUCCACCGCAGAAGAGUGAGGUCGUUUGGUGUCAUUUCACUGCUGUAGAAAGACACUUCUAUGACCAACAGGAGAAGCGCAUCGUGUCUCUUAUUCAGCAGCGACAGCAGCAGCAGCAGCUAGCUCAGACAGGCCAGGUUAUAGAUCGAGACGAUCCGUUGUGGCAAGACUUGCUGGUGUUGCGGCAGUUAUGUUGCCAUCCACAGGUUGGCGGUGCUCGACAAGCUUGGGGCUCUUCUGGUAAUACUACAAGUAGAGCUGUUAUGACCAUGGAUGCGUUUCUCCAAGAACUGGUGAACAAGGCCAAGCGAGAAUGCGAAGAGGACCAACGACAACUUAUUGGAGCGCAAAAUGGUUUGGCCGCACUGCUGGUACUCAAAGAUGAAAUAUCUGAGGCUGCGCUCAAGUAUAUGGCUGUAAUGAGACCUAUUCGCACGAACUGGCCGCAUUUCCGUGCUGAUCUACUUCCGCGAUUACACAUAUUGCAGAACCUCGAGAAGUGCGUGCGUCAGCUUUAUUCACUGCCUGAAAGUGGUACACAUGAUGACAGCGAGGCUCUGUCUGGCAUGAGCAAUACAGAAGACCCAAAAAAGGUUUGCCUGCUUCCAGAACUCCCUGCACUUCAGAGACGCGUCUCAUCGACUGGGCUUCUUCCUGACUCGAAUGAUCUGAGUGAGGAAGAGCACACAGAAAUUAGUCGAGAAUGUGCCUUGCUGGGUCAAAAUGCUCGACAAAUCCGACGGUACUACCUACUCCAAGCAGACAUGAUGCAUACACGAGCUCUCACGAACUUCAAAGAGAUUUCCCAGAUGAUUGACGAUAGCCAACAGCAUUCCGCAGGAGGUAGGACGGAAUUGCUUUGUACAUCGGGGAAUUGGUGGAAUGAUGCCUUGGCCAUCAUUGAACAGAGCGAGCGAGGCAACGGACUGCAGCUCGUUGACAGAGUGCGAGCACGGGUUGCUGGUUUUGAUACACGUUGGGGGACGACCUUUUGCUCUCAACUUGUCAGCACGCGUUCUCUCAGACUUUUGCUCGUACGCGAGCUGGAGGCCUUGGCAAAACGACGUCGCGAGCUUUUCGACCGUCUUGCAGCUCUGAGUGAAGGCACACCGACGGACGCCGACGUGGAGCUUUCGGGUAACUGCAAAAAAUGCCGUGACGGUGGAACUGGCCCAGUUUGUAUUCACUGUCAGUUGUACAAAGAACUUGAAGCGUAUCGGCGACACUUUCUUGGGGUUGAUAAAACUAUUUCUACCAAAACGACGAUCGUGGAUUUGUUCGAUGUCGACAUGGAGGACGAAGAUACUUCAAACGACAGUAGUGGCGGAUUGUCUACAUCUCUAUAUGUUGAGAUUUUUAAAGAAAUUUCGGGGUGUGCACGCAGCGCGUUGCGUGCACAGGAAGAUGGUAGAGAGCUAGCUCUCGAGAUUCAGACGGGUAUGCAGACGGAGACCGACUUCUGGCAAAAGCUUCAACGUGAAUGGCAAGCUGCAAAGAAGCUGUUCCAGGCUCAACACCAGCGUUUGGGAGCGCUUGACGAGCUAGUCAUGGCUUGUAGCCAGCUACGCCUACGACUUCCUGAUGAGCCACCAGGACGCACUAAGGCUGAGAGAUUGUAUAAAUUGGAGCGCCAAGAGAUCCCUGUUCGUACGGCGGAGCUGGAAGCGGAACGUGUGGCAGCUGACCUAGUUCUCAAAAACAAAAUGGCUCAGCUGCGAUAUUUGUUGCAACUUCAAAACGAGUCGGGAACGCGUCAAGCACAACAGGCCCAUGCUCUCGAAGCAAGUCCGGAAUCUUCACCCGUUCGUCCAUUAUGCGCUGUCUGCCUACAAGAAUUUCCGCAGAGACGCGCCGUGCUAUUGUGCGCUCACGUGUUCUGCACGAGGUGUGUAUCAGACCUGAAAGGUGGUCGCCAACAUGCCAGGAAACAUAUCCGCUGUCCAACGUGCCGCCGUGUUUGUCCUGUAGAUAAUAUCACUGUUGUUGUGGAGCAGUUGGCGUCAGAGUCCACUUCAACCAGGUCGGAGGAUCUUAGCCAAAACGAAGCCGUUUCUGAAGUUCCACGCCAACCUGCACUGCCACAACACAACAGUGGAAGCUUAGGCUCUAAGCUGGACGCGUUACUUGCGCGUGUGGAAAUUCUUCGACAGGAGAACCCCACUGUAAAAUGUUUGUUGUUUUCGCAGUGGUCUCAGAUGUUGGAGCUGGUCAUGCAACCUCUGCGUCGAGUUGGCGUGCGCUGCUUCAUGUACGGAACAAAGCGGCAACUACCAAAGCUUCUGGAGCACUUUCAAGCUUGUCCAGCGGCCUGUGUACUGGCACUUCCGUUCAAAGUAGGCGCCAAUGGACUGAACAUCGUGGAAGCGACUGAGGUACUUCUUAUUGAGCCCUUGCUUAGUAGUAGCAUUGAAGCACAAGCUGUCAACCGUGUCCAUCGUCUGGGUCAGACUCGGCAAACGUGUGUCCACCGAUUUAUCGUUCAAGGCUCAGUUGAGGAGCGCAUCUUUCACCUUGGUCACAAGCUUAAGGCCGAUAACACAAGAGAGGAGCAGGAGAGCAAGGAAGAAAUCAACGACGAUGAUGAAGAACUGCAGCGUUUGGGUGUGGCACCUGGACGCAAGGAACAAGAGAAGCUUACAAUGCAAGACUUGCAGGAGCUGCUGCGUGGAAACUCGGGUGAUUCUGCCGCGAGCGCAGCAGCAGCGAUAGUCUUUUGGGAUGAACUGGUAACGCUAAACGGGAACUGCGUCACUCGCACAGCUGCAUACGAAUUUCUGGAGCGCCGACAUGCUACGCAAAUACGGACAGAAGGACAAGAUCGUAGUCGUGGGCCCCAGACGAAGUUAUUUGGCAAGUUUGUGGAAUUAGUUGUCGCUGAAGAGCUACUUAGCCUUUUGCAUACAGAUGAGUUGAAUUCUAUCGAGGCAGCUGAACGUAUCGAUCCUCAGCUACUCCACAACCAGCAGGAACAGAUCAAGGAACAAGUUUGCGUGUGGAGGAAAGCGCAAGAGGACAACACAGCGUGAGAGGAAACGAUAAAGGCCGAUUCAGUUAAUGAACACAAUAUCACACGCUGCAAAGGAAGCACUUCGAGCAAAAGUAACCUACACCCUGGUAGUUGCAGAUUGCCGCUUUCCAAGUGCUCCGUGCUUUCGAUUGGCGCCUUGGAUUUGGUGAUGCCGAGCGAAAAUGCAACCCAAGUUAUGCCGCUUUGCGCUAUUUGCAACAGUGAUGGGCCAGUAGCAGAGUCGAAUCACGAGGAAUUGCCUUUGAGUAUUCAAGGACACGACGUCACCAAAGUUACGUCGGCACACAGUAGCCCUGGACGUGCAAAGCCGCAUGAAGGACAUUGUAGUACAAGAUAUCAUAGUGCACCGAGAUGCACCGCAUAAAGUCGUCUAAGCAAAAACAGUAGAUUACUUCGUUACGAGGACGAAGCUUUUGUCUACUCUUCGAACCUUGGCGUCUCUAUUCGUGUCGAUUGCUACUUCUUAGCUGGAAGACUGAGCACACGACCCAGUGCGCGGUGCACCUCAGUCUUAACUUCUGGUCCGGGAAAAAGUUCGCCGUCGACACACAUGAGGUCGUCUGCAUUGCUUGCACGCACCGAGAACGCGCGUGUGCGGAUGAGCUGUACACGAUCCACGUCCAAGUGCGAACCGUCCUCAAUCCCCAUCAUCAACUUAGCCAGUCUAAUGCGCGAGUAACUCUCACCAGACACCAGCAUCAUGUGGAAGUAGCCAUCAGAAAUGUCAGCAGGUGGCGCAAUGUGAGCAUCCGCAGCAGCAUGAGAGACGUUCAUGCUCCAGAACAUGUAGAACGGACCAUCCAUCUCCACCCACCGUUCGGACUUUUCUCCGUCUUGUUCCUUAUCCAAGCACGCGCAAGUCGGCUUGGCUGUUGUCUCGCCACUAAACGUAUCGUGAUACUUUGCCGGUUGUGGCUCAUCGUCCUUGGAGACGAGAUAACGAAGCCGCCCACGGUACAUUGUCUGCCCAAAGCCGAAGAUCUGCAAGGUGGUCGAUACGAGGAAGCGCAUGUCGCCGAAAAAGCGAUAUCGCUCGGAUUUGAUGUCCAUAUCAGCGAUAAAUGCCCAUUCGAGUGACAGGAAUCCGUGCAUGACCUUGCCGUCGCCAUUUGUCGCACUGAACAGAUCCAGCUCUUGAACUUGGCCCUUCGCGAGAGAAUAGGCGGCGUUGAGUGCGUCGAAGCGCUCGCCUGCACGUGACAGUAGCGACGCAGAAAGACCGUUGCCGGAUCCACCCGGGAUGACCUGCGAGUAACAAAUAAAGCGUUAUUAGAACUACCCACAUAAAAGGAAAGGAGAAUGAAUGACACACUCCAAGCGGCUGUAGAAUCGCCUGCUGCCAGUCCUUGCGAUUCAUCAAACCUUGUAGCACUGCAAC